This is a messenger RNA of Talaromyces atroroseus, 930 nucleotides long. RefSeq lists its product as hypothetical. The coding region runs from base 1 to 930 and encodes 309 amino acids. Lineage: Eukaryota; Fungi; Ascomycota; Eurotiomycetes; Eurotiales; Trichocomaceae. The record is from RefSeq and is a predicted model, not a curated record. Gene Ontology annotation, molecular function: S-adenosylmethionine-dependent methyltransferase activity. The transcript has a single exon.
AUGUCUCAACAAUUCCAGAGGGAAAAGACAUUCAGCGCUUACAGCCAAAACCAAGGCAAUGCGUACGCUCAGAUCCGUCGCGAUUACCACCCCAACGUGUAUCAAACCAUCAUCGACCAUCAUACCUCAACUGGCGGCAGACUAGAUACCCUUCUCGAUGUGGGUUGUGGCCCGGGACUUGCUGCUCGUGCACUAGCCAAGCACUUUACACAUGUCACUGGACUUGACCCUUCCGAGGGGAUGCUAGCCACUGCUCGCUCCCUGGGUGGUACUUCAGCCUCCUCCGAGCCUAUCCGUUACGAGGUCUCUACGGCCGAAGAGCUAGGCCAAGACCUGUCAAGGUCUUCCAUUGAAGAGUCAAGUGUUGAUCUCAUAACUGCUGCAAAUGCUGCCCAUUGGUUCGACAUGUCCCGUUUCUGGCUAAGGGCGGCCAAAGUACUGAGGCCCGGUGGAAGCGUUGCAUUAUGGAAUAGCGGUGAGAUGCGCGCUCAUCCUUCCCUGCCCAAUGCAGAUGCUAUACAAGCUGCAAUAGAUGAAUAUCAGGACCGUCAACUGAAGCCUUAUCGUGAGGUUGGUAAUAUCAUGGCACGGAAUCGCUAUACUGAUCUUCUGCUGCCUUGGAAUAUGUCUCAUCCCAUGAGUGACUUCGAUGAGGCAGCAUUUUUCCGCAAAGACUGGAAUCCAGAGGAAGAUUUCUUUGUGGGCUUACCGGAAGCUGACUUGGGCACUUUCGAAAAGCUUCUGGCAACGCACAGCGCCUAUACGCGCUGGGCCCAGGCGCAUCCUGAUAUUGCCGGCACGGAUAAGGAUCAGCUGAAGAUUCUCCGCAAAGAAAUCGAGCGACUGUUACGCAAGGCGGGAGUGAAAGAAGGAAGCGAAAAGAUGAAAUGUACUGUACACGGCACAAUACUGAUAGUGAAGAAGAUCUAA